This is a messenger RNA of Porites evermanni, 3436 nucleotides long. The record is from the annotation of a GenBank genome assembly. NCBI's taxonomy places the organism in Eukaryota, Metazoa, Cnidaria, Anthozoa, Scleractinia, Poritidae.
AUGACGGGCCGAAAGGUACUGAAGAGGAAAAGACAUUGCUUGGAAAUUUCUAAGGCGCGCUGGUCCAUUCCGUCGAAAAAGGAUUUUGCUUGCCAAGUUGAAAUUAGUUUCAAGCAACCCACUCAUGUCCAAACUAUUGCCACGCAGACUGACUCAGUUUUACUUGCUCCUUCGUCCGAAGUAAGUGCUGUAAAACAAGACGGCGAACUCGCUCUUCAUGCGGACAAAUUACUUGACUUCUGUGUCAAUUUUACCAGCGCUGAUGUGCAAGAAGCUACAAAAUGUGGCAGCCUUGCCGAAAAGGUUACUGAAAACGGAACAAUUCAUAAAGUAGAGAGUGUGUUUGCAAGCAAAAGUCACAAACUUGAUGAGCUAACGAGUAAGAAUCUCUCCAUCAAGCCAUCGUCGUUUUUGAUUUCGACUUCUGAAGUUAUGCGAGAUGCUGUUUCAGAAAGCAAAUGCAGUGGAUGUGGAAAGUCGGGGCAGUUCGCUUUUAAGAAAGAAACGGAGCCACAGACAGGAAUACUAAAGUUGGAAUUUAUUUGUUCCGAAUGUAAGAAACUGUUCAGUGUAUCUAGCAACAGCGAGACUAUUCUUGCUCGUACGAAACCAAAGUGCUAUCUGACCAAUUAUGUCCUCCUCGCGUUCAUCACCUGUGGAUUGUACUAUAAAGAUUAUGACCACUUGAUGGGAACCCUAGGAAUAAGCCACUUUAGCAAAAAGCAGUGGAUCCGAGUAAUUGAGUGGAUUGCUCCGGAAGUACAAAAAAUAGCCGAUUGGAGUGUCCAGCAGUCGAGGAAAGCGAUAAAAGCGCGCGGAGAUCAAGACAAGCUCGAGGUGAUGUUCGACGGCUUCUACUUGACCAGAGGCCACUACUCCAACAAUUCUUCUGCCACCAUGCAUGACGCUAAGACCGGUAACAUCAUCGGCUAUGCACAUCGCACUAAACGAGGACAGGAUGCCAACUGGGAGGGGACAUCUGAUGGCGCAGAGGGGAACAUGCUUGACGAGAUUCUUGCCGAUUUGAUCGAAAACGAGCGUAUGACCAUCAAGAAAGCGAUAAUCGAUAAAGACGCCUCUUGCCAUGAGAUCAUUCUUACAAGAAGCCCGGAGACAGAAAUAGUGUUUUGUGGUAACCACACAGCAAAAACCUUCCAUACGGACUUGGAACGAGUGAAGAAAACGCCUUGUCAGGUGAGUGUACAGCUUCGUAUCUUGUCCCUAACCGCCUUUAAUGUGCAGUUCCCAAUUUAGUUCACUUUUAUUUCUAAAGUCAUUGAUCACGAGACGGCAAAGUUUUUUUUUCUAAAAGCGUACUUGCUAGAAAAAAAGACAUAAAAUUUGCUUUUUCGGCGCUGUUUAACUUUAUUUUAUUUAUGCGGACCGCAGAGGAAACGCAACUGUCAAAAAGUUCAAUAAAGAAAUCUCGUGUUUGCUAUCAUUGCCAUGUAAAUUACUGGUAAUGUCAGGAGCUGGUAAUGUGCUUAUUUUCUUUGGGCGUAAUAAUUUCAUUUCAUACUGCCGAAUUUUUCUCCUAAUUGAGUUUGGUUGCUUGUAAGAUUUUUUCAAUCUAAAACGAUUUCAAUUAUAAUCAUUACAUGUGUACCAUUUGAUAUAUCCACAGUGCAAAAGCCUUGGCCUACCCAAGUGCAAAAGAAUGACAGAUGCAAUGAUAACCAACGCAAAAAAGUGUCUGAAAAAUCUAACAAAGUGCGAAGAGAUUUACUCCUCAGAGGACCCCAUGGGGGACUUUGGCAAAGCCAUCCUAAAUUAUUAUCAGCACUACACUGAUGACCACACUUCAACAUGGUGCAGAUUUCACAAAAAGGUAGUAGUAAUACACAGAAAAUAUUUUGGUGCUUGUUGCAUCAUUGCAAACAUAAAACAUAAAACCAGGCGAUUAAAAACUGUACAGUCAGAGCUUUUUGUGUCUUUAUAAUAACUUGUUUUGGUCACUGCCAACAGUAACUAUUAUUAUUGGCAUUAAUAGUUCUUUAUUCUUAAAAAAUUGUGGUUAUGUAAUUGUACAGGCAGAUGAAGAUGGAAAGCCCUACCACUGUAAACAUUCAUUUAGCUGCCCAUCACAACUGAGGGAGUUUAAAGCACUUCUCGAAAAAAUGGCCACCAGACCUGAGGAGUACAUUACUCUUGAUGGGAGAGUAACAAAUAACAUCCCAGAGGGAUACCAUGGGAUUGCUUUAAUGUACCGGAACAAGAGGAUUGACCUGGGAUCCGUACAUUAUAAAUGCAAGACUAACAUGUCAAUACCUCACAAGGUGAUCAACAAUAAUAUGGUGAUCUCAUUAACGCAUUUAAUAAAAUGGUGUAAUUAAAAAAAUUAUUUCACAAUAAUCAUUCUCUUGAAACAAAAUUGAUCAAUGAUAAUUUCAAGCAUUAUUGAAAAGACCAAUGCUAGAGAUUUCAUUUGAAAGAGCUAACACAAUUUGAAAAAAAAAAUCACUACUUAAAACAAUUUAACGUUCGACAUUUAAAGCUAUAAACAAAGAUAAAAUAUAAUAUCCAGCUAAAGCUGCUGUAAUAGUCAUUCAUAUAUACAUUGACAACACUUUUCUGUAGAACAUUGGUCCUAUCUGGGUACUUCUGCUUUUCCAACUCCUUCAAAUUCCCAUGCCAAAGAAGUCAGUUGAAUGCAUAAUCAAGAGACAGGAACAAUAUGACAGAGAGAUCAAGAUGAGAAGCGCACAAGAUUACCAAAAGAAAAGGUUAAUUUUUAUAAUGCUAUUUUUAAUUUAUGAACUGCUAAUUUUUGUAAAAAUAUUUUACAACUAAUAAUUAAGACAGGAAAAAUACAAAUACAAAUGUAUAACGAUUGCUGCUAGGUAAAGUGCAUUUUACUACAAGGAAACUUAAAGUUAAGAAAUUGACAUCUAAAAUGUGAAUGACUGUAUUAUUACCUAUAUUUUACCUCUGUGGUCAGUGAAAAGGCAACAAAUUGUUCAAAAAAAUUCAUUCAAAACAAUGAGUAGUGUUACAAAAGAGAAUGGUUUAUCCCAUAUUCUCUCUUAGAAAUGAAAGGAAAAAAAAGAAGAUGAAAAAACAUGAAAAAGAGAAGGAAUUUAUGAAGUCACUGAAGGCAGUUUCGGUAACAACAUCCUACUGUGGAACAGUUGGUUCUGAGUCAGAAGAAAGUGGUGACAGUGAAAAUUCAGAAGAUGAGUUAUCUGAACCAGAUAACUACAUCUCCAAUUUAACAGACAGCAGCGAUGACGAUGAAUCAAGUGAUGAAGUGACAGACAGCCCUUCCCCACUGUACUUUCUAUAUGAUUGUGAAGGUACUGGGGGAUCAGUCUAUAAGGACCACAUAGUGGAGAUUGCUGCUGUUCUGCAGCCCCUGCCUGGCAAUGUAGAAACCAACAUCCCAUCUACAUUCCAGUCUCUCAUCAACACCUCUAAGAGAAUAGCAGCACCAGGUUAG